AUGGCGGAGCUGUUGAAAAUAAAACGUGAAUUUGAAGAGUUCCAAAAGGAAUACUACUAUAGAAACAGAGAAGCUGAUGAGAACAGAGAGAAGGAGAACCAGGCCGCCACCCAGAUCCAGAGCUGGUUCAGAGGCUGCAAGGUGCGGGCUUACCUCAGCCAUCUCCACAAGAAGGCAAUCAUUAUACAGAAGAUAUGGCGGGGCUUCACAGCAAGGGCACGUGUCAGACAAAUGGUGAAGGCGGCAUAUUUUAUCAUGAAGAUGAAUUUCUACGAGGAGAUGGCGGUCAGGAUCCAGCGGACAUGGAGAGGAUUCUUUGUGAGGAAAUAUAUCCAUAACUUCUAUGCACGCAAAAAGUAUAUGGAAGGACUUGUCAUGAAAAAUGAACUAGUCAGGAGGGAGCUUGAUCAGCUGGAAGAACUCCAGAAAAGGGAGAGAGACUGUCUGGAUAUGGUGAAAGAGCACACAGCCAAAGUCUAUCAAGCUCAUCGGUUACAUCAUCUCCUCAGUACAAAGCAGUGCCCAGGGGUCUUCAACUCUCCAUUCAGGCCAGCUCCUCAUGAGAUGGAGCUGCUGCUGAGGCAGGUCAAGUACCAGGCCCCCACCAGGCUGGUCUCCAGGGGCAAGGCUUGUCUCUUGGGCAUCCCAAGCUCAACAAGCUCUAGUUUCCCUGCGACUCUUGGAUCCCCAUUGAUCAAAACCUCUAGAACUUACAGCUCCAGGCCCAUACUGCCUCCCAUUGCCAACAAGACACAGCAGGGUCUUUACAGAGAAGCAGGAGAGGCUUGGGAGCAGCGCUUGCAUUGUCGUGAAUUGAUGUUGUGUCUGCAGACCUCUUACAUGCAUCUAGAGGAGGCCCAGAAUCAGCUACGUCAACUCGAGCCAGUGAGACUUAGGUGCAUCUACUAG
Pelmatolapia mariae (spotted tilapia) is the source of this 909-nucleotide messenger RNA. It is a transcript of the gene spata17, whose product is annotated as spermatogenesis associated 17. Gene Ontology annotation, biological process: mitotic cell cycle; establishment of meiotic spindle localization; spindle organization. The transcript has 9 exons. The record is from RefSeq and is a predicted model, not a curated record. Gene Ontology annotation, molecular function: calmodulin binding. NCBI's taxonomy places the organism in Eukaryota, Metazoa, Chordata, Actinopteri, Cichliformes, Cichlidae. Gene Ontology annotation, cellular component: spindle pole. Bases 1 to 909 code for a protein of 302 amino acids.